Messenger RNA from Caenorhabditis bovis, 840 nucleotides. The record is from the annotation of a GenBank genome assembly. NCBI's taxonomy places the organism in Eukaryota, Metazoa, Nematoda, Chromadorea, Rhabditida, Rhabditidae.
AUGAGCCAGCGAAAAGUUGUUUCCGCACUAUUAAAAUCAACAAGACCAUUGAUUUUUGGAAUGAUUCAUGUUCCUGCUUUGCCCGGUACUCCAUGUCACAAGCUACCAAUGAAUGCUAUCCUAAAAAAUGUUCGCCAAGAAGCCGAAUUAUAUUCGAGAAACAACCUUGAUGGAAUAAUUGUUGAAAACAUGCACGAUAUUCCAUACAUGAAACCGCCAGCAAAUCCGGAAAUUAUAAGCGCUAUGACCCUGGCUUGUUCAGAAGUCGUCAAUGUAAAGGAGAAGUUUAAUACAAAUAUAUUUCUUGGCAUUCAAGUGCUCGCUGCGGCAAAUAAAGAAGCAUUGGCAAUAGCACAUGUCACAGGUAUGGAUUUCGUCAGAGCUGAAGGGUUCGUGUAUUCUCAUGUUGCUGAUGAGGGGUGGAUAGAUGCGUGUGCAGGAGCUCUUCUCCGUUUCCGCUCUAACAUUAAUGCCGACAAUAUCGCUGUGUUCACUGACAUCAAAAAGAAACACAGCUCUCACAGCGUAACAAAUGAUUUGAGUAUUCAAGAAAUGGCAAAAGACGCACAAUUCAAUUGUGUUGAUGGUGUUAUUGUCACUGGAUCCGCUACUGGGUGUGCAGCAAACCCAGAGGAACUAAAACAAGUUUCUAGUCUCUCAAAUCUCCCUGUUUUAAUUGGUUCCGGAAUAAACUCGUCUAAUGCCAAAAACUAUAAGAAAGCGAAUGGCUUCAUUGUUGGAAGUGAAUUCAAAGUGGAUGGCAACUGGAAGAAUCCGCUAGACGAGAAUCGAAUCAAAAAGUUUAUGCGAACAAUAAAACAAUUGGAUCGUUUCAAUUAA